GUCUCCUUCAAGACCAGCUUCAAGCUUUCAACACACUCGCACACAUUCUCUCUCUCUCUCUCUCCCCCCCUGAGACCGGAGAAGAGAAGAACACUCUCCAAAAUCUCCAUUUAGUUACUGAUUUCCCUUCUUCACUGGAUAAUCAAAUGAAGUAAAUAAAUAUUAAAAAAAGAAACACCUAAGUUGAGCAAUCCUUGAAAACCUGAAAUGGCUGGAAGUAGUGCGAGGAGCAGAACCAAAUCCUCCACGAACAUCAGCGAUAAAAACGACGGCGUUUCUCUCCGUAGUAACACAAAAUCUAGCUUGAAGAGUAACAAAAGCAGGGCCAAGGAUCAAAGUUUGUUGAAAAUCCUAAAUGUUGAUCUCAAAAUCGUGCUAGGAAUUGGUUUGUUUUCGUUUUUAAUCAUCUUCUUGUUGAUUCAUAAUCUCAUCAAUCAUGUUGAAGAAGCUCAAUUACCUAGGGUUAUCACUCCUUUUCCUGCUCCCAAACUCAUGGACCUUCCUCAGUUUCAAGGAGAUCACAAAGAGAGCUUGUAUUGGGGUACGUAUCGCCCUCAUGUUUAUCUUGGAAUCCGCGCCAGGGCUCCUAAGUCUCUGAUCGGGGGUUUGAUGUGGAUUGGAGUAAAGGACGGACGGUAUCUUAUGAGACAUGUCUGCCAAGAUUCUGAUGAGCUUAGCAAGUAUGGAUGGACACAACAUAAUGGUCGUGAUUUUGGACAUCAAGUGAUAGUUGAUCAAGGAUUGAAGUUAGGAACGAGUUUUUUAAAAUCUAAAAGUCAAGGCAGUGGUUAUGGAGGAGAUUGGGCAGUUCGACUUGAUGUGAAAACUGAGAAGUCUGACUGGAAUAAUGAAAUGCUGCAAAAUGGACACUUGUUUUUCUAUUUGGCUGAUGAAGAUGGAACCGCCCUGAGUUUGGGAAGAGAUAACAUAGACAUUCAUGAGAAUUCUCUUUUGGCAUCAGGUUCACGAGCAGACGUUGGAGAUUGGCAGCUGUAUUUAGAAUCAAAGGAUGUUUUGGAGAUGCACUACUCUGGCUUCAGAACACCUCACAUUCACAAUUUGUCUGAUCUUGUGCAGCAAAACCUUGGGGCCCAAGUAAGAAAGUCUGGCCAGCUGCAACUAUCGGACUCAUCUGAAGAUUCUCCAAAUAUCUUAGUGUUUCAGAUUUCUGCUAGGGUUCCAUUCAAAGCAGAUAUUGCUUUUGUGUCUGGAACUGGAGUACAAAAUUCAAGAGUAAAAGCACGUGUAAACAGUCUGACAGGUACUUUACUGACAAGUCAACUACAAGAAAAGCAAUCAGAAUUUGAUGCCAAGUUCGAGCAAUGUUUUAAUAUGGCUAGCAAGCUUGAAUCAGAGUUCACAAUUGUCGGUAAGGCUGCUGUCGCCAAUAUGUUGGGAGGCAUCGGCUACUUUUAUGGCCAAUCAAAAAUUUCAUACCCUAAAAAUGCCAACCAUAAAGGUCAUGAUAAUUUUAUCACAUAUUGGCCAGCUGAGCUUUACACGGCAGUUCCAAGUCGUCCCUUUUUUCCUAGGGGAUUUCUAUGGGAUGAAGGUUUUCAUCAACUGUUAAUCUGGCGAUGGGAUAUUAACAUAAGCUUGGAUAUUCUUGGCCAUUGGUUAGACUUAAUGAACAUUGAUGGAUGGAUCCCGCGGGAGCAAAUAUUGGGAUCUGAAGCUCUAAGUAAGGUGCCUGAGGAAUUUGUUGUCCAGUAUCCUACUAAUGGGAAUCCUCCAACAUUAUUUUUGGUUAUAAGUGAUCUACUUUAUGGCAUAAAGGAAAAUAAGUUUACCUCUGCUGAGAGCAGUAAGGUCACUUCUUUCCUUGAGCGGGCUUUUGUUCGUCUUGAAGCUUGGUUCCAGUGGUUCGAUACUACCCAGUCAGGGAAGGAGAUCGGUAGCUUUUUUUGGCAUGGGAGGGACAACUCAACAACUCGCGAACUAAACCCUAAGACACUAUCAUCUGGGCUGGAUGAUUAUCCACGUGCUUCACAUCCAAGUGAAGAAGAACGUCACUUGGACCUUAGAUGCUGGAUGCUUCUUGCUGCAAAGUGCAUGCAUUCCAUCCAACAGCUGUUAGAGAAAGAUUACAAGUCUGGAAAGGAUUAUGGUUCAACAGCUAAGUUACUUUCAGAUUUUGAAAUGAUGAAUCAGAUGCACCUUGAUCCUGCACAUGGAGCAUAUUUUGACUUUGGAAAUCAUACAGAAAAGGUUCGGUUAAGUUGGAAAGAGACAAUUGUGGGGAACAGUUAUGUAAAGCGUGAUCUUGUUCGGGAAGUACUAGAAAGACCAGAGUUGAGACUGGUUCCUCACGUAGGUUAUGUCAGUCUUUUCCCUUUCAUGGGGAGGAUCAUUCCAUCUGAUUCAUGGAUUCUGGGAAAACAACUUGACCUCAUUUCAAAUAGGAGUAUCUUGUGGACGGACUAUGGACUCCGAUCUCUGGCCAAAACAAGUUCCAUAUACAUGAAACGCAACACAGAGCAUGACCCACCUUAUUGGAGAGGCCCAAUUUGGAUGAACAUGAAUUACUUGAUUCUUUCUGCACUCCACCACUACUCCAAAGAAGAUGGACCAUACAGAGAUAGGGCCAAGAAAAUUUAUGAGGAACUAAGGAGCAAUCUGAUCAGAAAUGUGGUUCAAAAUUAUCACCAAACUGGGUUUCUGUGGGAACAGUAUGAUCAGAAGGGUAAAGGAAAGGGCGCACGUUUAUUUACUGGAUGGACAUCACUUGUUCUACUAAUCAUGGCAGAAGCUUUUGCCUUGUAGCUGAGCUAACAUUGUGAUUUAUAUAGAUUCGAAUUCAGAGAAGCUAAUGUACAAAUAUCCAAUGUACUAAUUUUGUAAUUUUUGCAUUAUUUCGACCCAAAAAAAAUCCAAUUUUGCAUUAUGAAGAAAAUCAGUAAUCAAACUUA
This is a messenger RNA of Ricinus communis (castor bean), 2909 nucleotides long. RefSeq names its product mannosyl-oligosaccharide glucosidase GCS1. Lineage: Eukaryota; Viridiplantae; Streptophyta; Magnoliopsida; Malpighiales; Euphorbiaceae. Gene Ontology annotation, cellular component: endoplasmic reticulum membrane. Gene Ontology annotation, biological process: oligosaccharide metabolic process; protein N-linked glycosylation. The record is from RefSeq and is a predicted model, not a curated record. The transcript is spliced from 22 exons. The coding region runs from base 208 to 2763 and encodes 851 amino acids. Gene Ontology annotation, molecular function: Glc3Man9GlcNAc2 oligosaccharide glucosidase activity.